UCAUUUUCUUCUCUUUUUACAAUAUUCAUGGCUGUUAUUGCGGAGCAAGAGGCACCUCCAGGAUCAUACCAAGAAAUAGGAGGAGAAUAUAACCUAUCCGAACAUGCUAAACACGCUGAGAGCAAAGACGCCCCUGCUGAUACAGCGGAGAAUGACUUUCCGGCUGAUCAUCAGAGCAAACAAAGAAUUGCCGUCGUGAUGACAGCCCUCAGUUUAUGCGUCUUUUUAGCUGCACUAGACAUUACAAUUGUCUCAACAGCCCUUCCAGAAAUGGUAGCCCAUUUCAAAGCUUCUGACAGCGCCUACACCUGGAUCGCAUCCUCGUACCUCCUAGCCAAUGCCUCUUGUGUGCCGCUGUGGGGUCGAAUCAGUGACAUCUGGGGCCGCAAGCCCAUACUCAUGACCGUCGUGGUCCUGUUUCUGGGAGGAAGCUUGAUCUGCGGCGUGGCAAUCAACACCGCAAUGGUCAUCGCGGGCCGCGCCAUCCAAGGCAUAGGCAGCGGCGGCAUCACCGUGUUAGCCAAUAUUUGUGUAUCCGACAUGUUCAACGUGCGCCGCAGGUCCGCCUAUCUUGGCAUAUUCGGAGCAACCUGGGCCAUUGCUGGUGCCAUCGGACCCAUCAUCGGUGGCGCCUUCACCACCUACGCCACCUGGCGAUGGUGCUUCUACAUUAACCUCCCCAUCGGCGGCCUCGCCUUCUUCGGCCUCCUCUUCUUCCUCCAGCUAGACACCGCACCUCUCACCCCUCUCAAAACAGGCCUCCUCUCCCUCGACUGGAUCGGACUCGCCCUCAUCGUCGGCGCAACACUCAUGCUCCUCUUCGGCCUCGAACUGGGCGGCUCACUCCACCCAUGGUCCUCAGCCACCAUCAUCUGCCUGCUAAUCUUCGGGGCCCUCACAGCCGGCAUCUUCCUCGUAUACGAACACCGAUUCGCACACAUCCCCAUCAUCCCCACAACCCUCUUCUCCAACAGCUACAACCUCAUCAUCCUCCUAAUCAACUUCUGCCACUCCACCGUCUUCCUCGGCGCCUGCUUCUACCUCCCCGUCUACUUCCAGAACAUCCUCCUCGCCAGCUCCCUCCUAAGCGGCGUCUACCUCCUCCCCCUCGUCCUCGCCCUGGCCGUCUCAUCCGGACUCGCCGGUUUCGUCAUGCGCACGACCGGCCGCUCCCGCGAAGCCAUCAUCCUAGGCAUGUUCCUGACUACCCUGGGAUAUGGCCUACUCAUCGACCUCCCUGCCACUACAUCCUGGCCGCGUAUUAUCCUUUUCCAAGUCGUCGCGGGACUCGGCAUUGGUCCGAAUUUCCAGGCUACCUUGAUUGCUCUGCAGGCUAAUACUACUCCUGCUGAGAUGAAUCGCGGUACUGGGACGUUCUCGUUUGUAAGGCAGUUGGCUGCUGCUGUGUCGGUCGUGGUGGGGUCUGUGCUGUAUGCGCGCGCCGCGGACGGACAACGCAGCGUCAUGGCUGCGGUGUUGGGGGAUACGGUUGCGCAGGAGAUCGUGGAAGCAUCGACGGCUGCGGCGGCGAUUGUGGAGACGUUGCCUGUUGGUGAGAAGAGGGUGGUUGUGUUCAAUGCGUUAACCGCUGCGUUGCGCUGGGUGUGGGUGUUGUAUACUGGUGUCGCGGGGGUGGGGUUCUUGAUUAGUUUGUGUUUGAGGGAUUUGAGACUGGGAGAUGCGCAUCAAAGACCAAAGAAGGAGAUGGAUGAGGGGCUGAAGAUGGAGGGGGGAUCUAUGGCGAGGUGA
Messenger RNA from Aspergillus sclerotioniger CBS 115572, 1749 nucleotides. Its product is annotated as MDR family MFS transporter. Gene Ontology annotation, molecular function: transmembrane transporter activity. Gene Ontology annotation, biological process: transmembrane transport. NCBI's taxonomy places the organism in Eukaryota, Fungi, Ascomycota, Eurotiomycetes, Eurotiales, Aspergillaceae. The coding region runs from base 28 to 1749 and encodes 573 amino acids. The transcript has 4 exons. The record is from RefSeq and is a predicted model, not a curated record.